Molecule: messenger RNA, 942 nt
Organism: Protobothrops mucrosquamatus (brown spotted pit viper)
Lineage: Eukaryota; Metazoa; Chordata; Lepidosauria; Squamata; Viperidae
Product: olfactory receptor 9G4-like
Exons: 1
Coding region: 1-942 (313 amino acids)
Biological process (GO): sensory perception of smell; G protein-coupled receptor signaling pathway
Cellular component (GO): membrane
Molecular function (GO): odorant binding; olfactory receptor activity; G protein-coupled receptor activity
Source: RefSeq, a predicted model, not a curated record
AUGGGAGUUGAAGAUAAUCGCACAUUGCUUACUGAUUUCAUCUUGGUUGGGUUUACAGCAGAUCCAUUUCUACGCAAAAUUCUGUUUGUGGUGUUCUUGGCCUCCUACAUCCUCACAUUGAUUGGGAAUCUGGGCCUCAUGACACUGAUCUACCUGGACUCCCGCUUGCACAUACCCAUGUACUUCUUUGUGGGCAGCCUUUCCUUCCUGGAUGUCUGGUAUUCUUCAAUUUACAUUCCUCGGAUCUUAUAUGAUUGUUUGUCCAAGAACAACCACAUUUCCUUAGCGGGUUGUACAACCCAGUUCUUCUUCUCUGCUACAGCUGGUGGGAGUGAAUGCUUCCUACUGGCCUUCAUGGCCUAUGACCGUUUUGUGGCCAUCUGCCACCCACUCCUUUAUGCCACUGCCAUGCCCAAUAAGCUCUGUGUCCAGCUGGUGGUAGGAGCCUAUGCAGUGGGGUUUGCCAAUGCUAUAAUACACACUGGUAACACCUUCCGCCUACACUUCUGUGGUAGUAAUAUCAUCAACCACUACUUUUGUGAUGUGCCACCACUUGUGAAGAUGGCCUGCGGGGACACAAGAGUAUAUGAACUCAUCCUCACUACUGUCAUUGGCUUCACUUUCCUGGCAGCCACUGCUGUCAUUGUGAAGUCCUACAUUAGUAUUGUGGCAGCCAUUAUUCGCAUCCGUUCGGCUGCUGGGAGACGCAAGGCUUUCUCCACUUGCUCGGCUCACCUGCUCUCUGUCUCCCUCUACUAUGGUUCCAUGCUCAUUACAUACUCCGCACCCAAUUCUUAUCACACUCCAAAUUGGGACAAGGCAACUGCGUUGUUCUAUACAGUAGUCAACCCUCUGGUCAACCCUUUGAUUUACAGCUUACGCAACAAAGAUGUGAAGGCAGCCUUCAAGAAAGUCUGGUGGAGAUUCACAGCACACAAAUGA